AGUCGUGUUAAGGCAGGGCCGUUUACUGGUUUUGGGUGUAUGUUUUUUAAAUUAAAUAACUUUUUAAAGAAAAAUAUGGAAAAUUAUAUGAAAAUUUUAUUAGGUGUAGUGUUUUUAAGUUGUUUUGCAAUACAAAAUAGUUAUGCUAUCAAAUGCUGGGUAUGCCGUUCUGAUGCUGAUCCAAAAUGUGGAGAUCCUUUCGACAACACUACCGUUCCAAUCACGGAUUGUCGGCAAGAAAAAGGUUUAGAUCAUUUACCAGGUGUUAAAGCAACAAUGUGUCGAAAAAUAAGGCAAAAAGUACAUGGAAGUUGGAGAUAUUUUAGAAGUUGUGCGUAUAUGGGUGAACCAGGAAUCGGUGGUGAUGAACGAUUUUGUUUAAUGCGAACGGGAACUUAUAACAUAUUUAUGGAAUAUUGUACUUGCAAUAGUAAAGAUGGUUGUAAUACUGGAUCUUCCUUUACCGUAUCCGCUAUUUGUAUAAUUGCUUGCACCUUUUUGGCAUUUAUAAGGGUAGCGUUUGGUUAGAAUAAGAAGGUGCCUUAAUGUUUAUAAAUAUAUAGAUCUGAUUUUUUAAAUUAUUAAAAAGCACGCACUGAACAAAUUUAGCAAUUCAUAUAGAAUUGAAUUUUUGCUACUGUUUUAAUUUUAUUUCUAGACAAGUUAAGAAAUGAUAGUUUUAAAUUCGAAACGAAAAUUGUUUUGAUAAUUCCCAUGAAUGUUUUUACAAAAUUUUUAUAUUUCACGAUGUAAUCUUUUGAUAAAAUUUAGAAGAAUAUUCAUAUAAUCAUACGAUAAUGUC
Molecule: messenger RNA, 802 nt
Organism: Chrysoperla carnea
Lineage: Eukaryota; Metazoa; Arthropoda; Insecta; Neuroptera; Chrysopidae
Exons: 2
Coding region: 40-528 (162 amino acids)
Biological process (GO): positive regulation of voltage-gated potassium channel activity; regulation of synaptic transmission, cholinergic; sleep
Source: RefSeq, a predicted model, not a curated record